Messenger RNA from Fusarium subglutinans, 1179 nucleotides. RefSeq names its product sterol regulatory element-binding ECM22. Gene Ontology annotation, molecular function: DNA-binding transcription activator activity, RNA polymerase II-specific; zinc ion binding. The transcript is spliced from 3 exons. Bases 1 to 1179 code for a protein of 392 amino acids. The record is from RefSeq and is a predicted model, not a curated record. Gene Ontology annotation, biological process: regulation of transcription by RNA polymerase II. Lineage: Eukaryota; Fungi; Ascomycota; Sordariomycetes; Hypocreales; Nectriaceae.
AUGCUUCGCCGAAGUCAUAAAAAGUCUAAGAAGGGAUGUGCACAAUGUCUGAUCAGCAAACGACGUCAUGUCAAGUGCGAUGAAGGCCGUCCAACAUGUCUCCUCUGCACAAUGUCAAACCGAGAGUGCAGUUUCGCCUCCGACCUGCAACCACCACAAGACACAAACUCAUCGACCUCAGAAUUAUCAUCUCGCGAAGGGUCACUCCUCAACCCUGACACCAGCCUCAUAUCAACAAGCGCGACAUCUCUCUCCGACAGUCAUGAAUCGUCUUUUGAUAGCGUUGUCAACAUGGAGCAUAUGGAGCUCUUCAUCCAUGGGAUAACAAGCAAAGACCUGUUCAGCCUUGGUGAUAAAGUCGAGCAUUCUCAAGAGAUGCUUGAUAUCUGGCUUAAAGAGAGCGUCAAGGCACCGUAUCUUUUGCAUCAAGUGCUGGCAUUUUCUGCACGCCAUCUAGCGGCUAUUCGUCCCGAGCGUUCAGCAAGUUACUUGGAUCAGGCUGUAAAGUUACAGACGCGAGCUGUCUCUCUGUUCAAUUCUACGAAACGGGAGGUUGAUUCAUCAAAUUGUCUUCCUAUUCUCUUGUUCUCAGUUACCCUUGGCCAUCACCUCCUCGCCGACGCCUUGACUACCCGAACUCCAGAUGGUCUUUAUGGGUUUCUUACUCAUUAUAUUCAGUGCGUCGAGAUGAACCGAGGUUUGUAUCGUUUAACUGUCUCCGCAUGGCCUUUACUCCUCAACACGGAGCUCGAACCAGUUCUGUCAUGGAGCAGCCGACAAUCCUCCAAAGACCCCGUAGGGAACCACUGCGAACCCAUAAUCCAGCUCAUCAAUGACUCAGCGGCUCUGUCAAAUGAAGAAAAAGAAGUCUGCCAUGAGGCAAUACAGUACCUCCAGCUUGGUUUGGAUGCCAUGUUCGAAGAGGACGAUGGCAGUCGAUAUCGCAUGAUAUUCCAAUGGACGAUGCUAGCGUCCCCAGGACUGACAAGUUUGCUAGCUACAAAACGGCCAGAAGCUUUGAUCCUGCUAGGCUAUUACGCCUUGUUAUUGCACCACGGACGAAGUCUCUGGCAGGUUGGAGAUACAGGGGUAUACUUGCUAGGGCUCAUCGUGGACUAUCUUGCACCAGAGUGGCAUAUCUGGCUAGAUUAUCCACGACGAAUGAUGCGACAAAAGUGA